Molecule: messenger RNA, 2001 nt
Organism: Pelagomonas calceolata
Lineage: Eukaryota; Pelagophyceae; Pelagomonadales; Pelagomonadaceae
Source: the annotation of a GenBank genome assembly
CCUUUACCGAUCAAUCACUCCUUUUUUGGGCUGUGCUUUGGGCUGCUGUGUGUGCUUUUGCUUUUGACAUCAGUGCCGUCGCAACGAUUGCGCACUUUUGUUUGGCGGUCCCCAGGGGUCCUGUUUGUGCGCGCAAGCAGUCUUCUUGAAUCGCUGCGGCCGCGUGUGGCGAGCUACAGGCCUAAAGGUGUGCUGCUCUCCAAGCCAGCGAGAGCCAAGUCGACAUCCCCGCCCGCUGCUCAGCCCACGGCCGGAAUAAACCAACAAGCGCUCUAAAGAGCCCUUGCCCCAGCCCUGAGACCCACGUAGCGAGUUCCCCGCCGCGCGCUCCCUAAGUUGGCACUGCACUGAUGGCUGAGAAGCAGCCGCCCGCCGCCGCGGGAACGAAGAAAAGCAAGGGCGCGCUCACGAACGAGGACGUCCUCAUGACGCACGUCGCGCCGUGCUUGUCCUACAUGGAUCUCUUCUCGCUCGUGAAGACGACGAAGGAGAUGCGGUCGCGCCUCACGCACGAGCACUCGCUGACCGCCGUCCUCUUGAAUGCGGACGACAAGUUCGGCAAGAACGCCAAAGCCACCAUCCGCAACGUCAUGGAUCUGUACGAGAAGGGGAAGAUCCACAAGCCCUCGCCGAUGCGCCUGCUGCGCCUGGCCAAUGGCAAGCGGUGCGAAAUGGGCCCGCCGUGCGACACGCCCGAGGCGCGCAAGGUCGUCAAAACCAGACCGGACUGGGGCCUGUUCUGCUGCUGGCCGCACACCGUCGGCGGUUCGGCCGAGAUCUCGCUCUCGAAGAAGUCCCUCAAGACGUGGGGCGCCACCGUUGGCGACCCCCGGACGUGUCAACACUCCAUGUCCAACAAGACGUUCCUCUGGAAGAAGCCCAUGACAGCAGCCGACGGCGAGAAGAUAGGCCCCAUCACUACCGCUACAUCGCCGCACGACGGCAGCACUCCCGACCCGACCCUCGUCCAGCUGUUCCAGCGCCUCGAUCGCGAGGGCCGUGAGCGCAUGAGCGCCGCGGCGGCCGUGAAAGCCGACGCGCGACAGAAGAAGAAGGCCUCGAAGGACCAGAAAAUUGCAGCGAUCGACGCUACGGUGAAGCGACUGGCUGGAGAAGUCCAAGGCGUCGCUGGCUGCCGCGCACUCGUGGAGCAGCUCGACCCGCUGUACCUCGCGCCGUCGAAGGCGUCGCCGGCAAAGCUGCGUGCCAUUGUCGACGACGUGCGGGACGCUUAUGCUGCUGCGGACGCGGCGCUCGGGGAUUUUUCGUUCCUCGACGAGAGCAACCUACGCGACGCCGUGCUGAAGAAGGCGCUCACUAUGCGCGGCUACCCCGAGCCCGUGGCUGAGUUCGCGCCCGCCGACUUCCUGCGCUACGCGUCGCGAGAGGUGCUCGAUCUGGCGGCGGCCGGCCGCCUCCGCGAGGCGAUGGUGCUGCGGCUGUACAACCAGCCGGUCGUUUGCGACGCACGGCGGAUGUCCCGUCAGCUGGCGAGCAUCAAGUACACGAGGCGGGCGUCCCCGAAACGGCUCAAGCAAGCGUUCAUCGAGCUGAUGGGACGGCCGCCAGCUGAUGACCGCCGGAACAUCGCGCAGGGCGCCUGGCAGCACGCGGUCGAGGCGCCCGCCGAGCCCGCGCUUGUCGAUCCCCUCGUGCGCGCCAACUCCCCCGAAGCCCUCGAGGCCGUCGUGAACGCGGCGCGGGACAUGUACGAUCGCGCGCUCGCCGACGCCCGCGAGUUGGGCCAGCGCAUCGACGCGGCUCGAAACCUCGACGCGGGCGCCGGCGAGGCGUUUCUGCUCAAGUACUCACAUUUGAGAUAUGGCUUUUUCGUCAGCGGGAUCGGGUCCGACUGGACAUAUGCGCGUAUCCUGGAGUACUACGACCAACAGAAUGCUGGCCCGGGAGGCCAAAUUAGUCGGGGGUCGGCGGCGUCGCCAUUGGGUUUUUGGGCCGGCGACGCUUGAUGAGUGUCACGUGUCACUAGAUGUCUAAGUUACC